GGAAGAAUCUGGCAACCCGUAUCCCAUCUGUCACACAUUCUGUCAUUGGGCAGGACACAAACAUUGUUUCAUGUUAGUAGCAUUAUCCUGACAUUUGAAAAGCUGUCAGCAGAAGGCAUGGGCUCCGGAGAGAGUACGACCAGGAAAGUGUCUUUCGGUGUCGAUGAUGAGGACAGAGUCAGGAUUCUCCGUGGAGUCAAGCUGUCAGAAGAUGUGCUUCAGAGGAUGAGAGGAGUGGCCAACAUUCCUCCAGAACGCUCAUCAACAACCUCAAGCCCUCAGAAAGACACAGGUACAUCUCGUCCUGUCAAUUCAGGCUCUCGACCACAGCACCGGACCCAACCAGGUAACCAGUCCAGCAAACCAGCCUCCUACGCUAAAGAAGAACAAAAGAGGUAUGAACGGCAGCAGACAAUACUGAAGGAGGAGUUGGCCAAGCUGGUGCAAAGAGAGAAGGAAGCAGCAAGGGAGGAGAUGACGAAAGCCAUGAGCCGGGAAAGACAACACACACGCCAAGAAGCUGACAAGGCCAAACAACUGUCUGCAGAUGAGAUAGAAAUGAUGGCUCAGCAGCUACAGAAGAAAGACUCACAGCUGAAAGCAAUGGAUGCCUUCUACAAGGAGCAGCUGGCACAGCUGGAGAAGAGGAAUUUGGAAAGAUACGAGCAGAGCAAAGAGGAAUUCCACCACGCUGCGUCCAAGACGGAAGCAAAUGUCAGGUCUCGCAGUACAGAACCGGUGUGUUCUGGCCUCCAGGCUCAGAUUCUAACCUGUUACAAGGAGAACAGUGACCAGACCUUAAGGUGUUCAGACCUGGCCAAAGAAUACAUGCAGUGUAUCAAUGCUGCAAAGAAGAGUGACUGUCUGAUGUAAAAGUACAAAAUACAAGUUCUCCAGUGGAACCAACUUGUUUUCCUAAAGAACCUGCUGGUCAACCAUGGAUGAAGAGUGGGAGUUAAAGGGUAAAGGAGUUAUUUUACAAAGGCUUUUAUUGAGGCACAAAGAGCGGCACAGAUUGCAUUCCUGCUUUCAUUUACCAGUGUUCAUUUGCUUUUAGCAUGCCUUGUUUUCAGAACUUUUUAUUACACUAUUUAUCCACUGUAUCAUCCAUUAAAGUUGCUCUGUUAUUUUGCACUGCUAUAUUAUACUGGAAGGUUUUUUGAAAAACAAAAAAGAGUGUGUGCAUCAGGUUCACGGUCUAAGUCAGGGCACUUUCAUUUCAGUCAUUUACAAGAUCUGCAAGCAGUAUUUGUAAGACUUGACAUGUAAAAAUGCAUUCAGGGCCACUCCUCCAUCAGCUGAAUGUAACAUUCAGCUUACGUCGAAACCUCUGCAGCUUUUGAAGGAAUGAAAAGAAAGAAAAGAAUAUCAGAAGUGAGUUGAGUAGAGUGCGUAGGGACCGUCCUUGUUUUGAUCCCUGACUGAAAGAAGAACUGAUUCAGUUUUAUUUCUUUUGAGUUUUAAGGUUUUGUAUUUUUUGAAUGCCACAGGAAUAAGCUCAGGUAAUCCUGGCCAUGACUUUCAAUCAUCAGACCUGUGAUGUACUACAUGAUUUUAUUAAACCAUUUACAUCCUG
Messenger RNA from Amphiprion ocellaris (clown anemonefish), 1576 nucleotides. It is a transcript of the gene chchd6a, whose product is annotated as coiled-coil-helix-coiled-coil-helix domain containing 6a. The transcript is spliced from 10 exons. Bases 118 to 873 code for a protein of 251 amino acids. Gene Ontology annotation, cellular component: MICOS complex; mitochondrion. The record is from RefSeq and is a predicted model, not a curated record. Lineage: Eukaryota; Metazoa; Chordata; Actinopteri; Pomacentridae.